This is a messenger RNA of Choloepus didactylus (southern two-toed sloth), 1464 nucleotides long. RefSeq names its product chromosome 23 C12orf43 homolog (gene C23H12orf43). Gene Ontology annotation, biological process: Wnt signaling pathway; Spemann organizer formation; negative regulation of Wnt signaling pathway. Lineage: Eukaryota; Metazoa; Chordata; Mammalia; Pilosa; Megalonychidae. The record is from RefSeq and is a predicted model, not a curated record. The transcript is spliced from 6 exons. The coding region runs from base 5 to 811 and encodes 268 amino acids.
CAAGAUGGCGGCGCCCAGUGGCUCCAUGAGCGAUUCAGAAAGCAGCAGCAGCAGUGGCGAAGAGGAGGAGUUGGCGCGUUGCCGCGAAGCGUCGAUGCCGGCUUGGGGCUUGGAGCAGAGACCCAGGGGGCUGGAGUUGCCAAAAGCCGGUGCUGUAAAUAACCAGUUGCCAACCAUCCAGCCAAGCCUCAGGUGUAAGGUGGAUGAGCACGAACAAGAUGGGAAUGAGCUACAGACCACCCCUGAAUUCCGAGCCCACGUAGCCAAGAAGCUGGGCGCCCUGCUGGACAGCUCCAUUACCAUCUCAGAAGUAGACAAGGAACCAACAAAGGCUAAGGUACAGGAAGCUCUCUCAGAGGAUGAUGGCUUCCGCCUCUUCUUCACAUCCAUCCCCAAAGGCUCUGAAAAGGAAGCUUCUCCCCAGCCCCGCGGAAAGCGACUGCCCUCCAGCUCCAGCAGUGAAGAUAGUGACGAGGAGUGGAAGCGGUGCCGGGAGGCAGCUGUGUCAGCGUCCGACAUUCUCCGAGAGUCAGCCAUCCACAGCACUGUCAAAGUGGUUAAAAAGGAAAAAAGGGAGAAAAAGAAACAGAGAAAGAAAGCCAAGAAGGAGGCCAGUGUCACAUCAGCUACAGCCACCACCAUCAUAGGCAGGGCCACGGUCCAGGAGCAGGAAAAGGAGACGGCUGAGCUCAAUGGGGACCAGAUGUCACUUGGGACCAAAAAGAAGAAAAGGAAGAAAAAAACAAAGAGGACCAGUGAAGCUUCUCCAUCACUGUCAGCAAAGAGUGCAGGAGCCGUGCCUGUAAACUGACCCCAGCCUGAGGUGCUCAUUGUGGGCAAGACAUUUCCUGCCUCUCUGAGUUCAGGGGCUUGGCUGGCAAGUCCAGACUCUGCCCAGGAGACCCUGAUGAUGAUGGGGGCUUUGCCCAAGGGACAGGGAAAUGCUGUGAUUGCUGGGAGAGAAGCCUAAGCAAUCCUGCCCCUGUCUGCUCCCACUGCAGGCUGGGGCAGGCCUAUGGUACUAGAACUUUCCGUGACCUUGGGAAGAAGGAGGCUUAAAGUUAUUCAAGGCUGAUUGUCAAGUGGUAAAGCUCCCAUCUCCCCCGCAGCACACUCCUGAGAGUGCUCUCUGUGGUGGGCAGGUAAAGGAAGACCUUUCUCCUUCCCCUUCAUCUCCUCAGCCCCAGUGUGAAAACCAAUCUUUAGAAAAUGAAGGAAGCAGUCCCUGAGAUGCCAAUGCCCAGCGAGAGUUUUGUACUUCUCCCCCAGGCCAUGUAGACUUGAUAUAAUACUGUCUGAAAAAGGACAGAGAGAUUUUUUUCCUCCCUAGCUUUCCAGAAUUUUCUUUCUCCACAUUUAUGAAUGUACCACACACAAUCAUGUCACUGAGCCAACCAGCUUGUCAAAAAUAAAUUGUGGUACCCAAAACUUAACAAAGUGAUUUGGGUACUGCCUCUCCAUCAA